Clupea harengus (Atlantic herring) is the source of this 2617-nucleotide messenger RNA. It is a transcript of the gene slc60a1b, whose product is annotated as solute carrier family 60 member 1b. Gene Ontology annotation, molecular function: D-glucose transmembrane transporter activity. The record is from RefSeq and is a predicted model, not a curated record. Lineage: Eukaryota; Metazoa; Chordata; Actinopteri; Clupeiformes; Clupeidae. Gene Ontology annotation, biological process: transmembrane transport.
CAAGGUCACCUGUCGACCGUUUACAUGAGAAUGCCACAGCUCACAUCCGUCUACAUUCCGUCUAGCAAAAGCUAGCAUAAUUCCUAAAAGUAAUCACUGCUUCACAUAUGUAAGUAAAUGCGCACUGUAGUUAGAUAUGUGGAGUACAUUUCGUUGGCUAUGUAGAAAGAGUACAGUUGCCUCAAGUGGACAAGCUACUAGGGGACGUAAACGUUGCAAAUGUGUUUCAGACUUCUAUGAUCAGCACAAUAUUCCUUUCACACGUCAUAAAACAAUAGCCUGACCUAAAUGAUUUCGACAGGUGGUGUUUUGGGGCAUGAAUCAUUGACAACGUUCGACAGGACUCCCAAGUGAUGGGCACAAUUCCAUUUUACGCAUUAACUCGAGGAAAUGAAAUAUUUCCAGAAGCGAAAUUCAGAGGGGAAGGCGAAGAGACGAACUCGCCUAUAAAACACUGGAAUAUGGCCUGCAAUAGAUAACUGCGGGCUAACAUUCUUUCAGAGUCUGUACACCUGGACGCCUCAAAUAUCAAAAUCAGUUGUGUUCUUGCUGGCAUUGUUUCCAUUUUAUUUACUGGGGAAUCGCAUACUUUCCACAUCCACAUAAGGAGGAUAUAUCUGCCACGAUAUGUUCAUAGAGGAGCGUAUUUUAACGCUUUUCAAACGGAACUGGCAACACACCUUGACCUACUGGAGUGUGUUUUUCAGCUUCGGACUAUGUAUUGCCUUUUUGGGUCCCACAAUUCUAGAUUUACAAUGUCAGACACAAUCAACACUCCAGCAAAUUACCUGGGUGUUUUUCUCUCAGCAAUUUUGCCUUCUUAUUGGCAGCUCCAUUGGGGGUGUUUUCAAGAAAACGCUUUUCAGUGCCCUGUCAGCGCUUUUCCUGUCCUCUCUGAUGAUCUCGGUUAUUUUUGCCAUCAUUCCUUUCUGCUACAACGUGCUGAUCCUUGCCAUAGCCAUGGCAGUCACUGGGUUGGCAAUGGGGGUGAUUGACACCAUUGCAAAUAUUCAGCUUGUGGCCAUUUACCAGAAGGAUUCUGCCGUCUUCCUCCAGGCCCUGCACUUCUUCAUUGGUUUUGGAGCUCUUGUGAGCCCUCUGAUUGCAGACCCGUUCUUAUCAGAGCACUGUGGAAACAGCACAGGCGGAGAUGAAUCUGUCCACUUUCACCACAGGAUGACAGUAUAUAACAUAGAGAGAUCCAACAUCUCAACACCUACUCCUGAACACGUGGAGAAGGAGGAAUCCAUUGUGUCAUAUGCUUUCUGGAUCAUGUCAGUUAUUAAUCUGCCGGUGCCAAUUGCUGUGCUGGUGCUGAUGUACCUGGAGAAGCUGAUCCCCUGCUGUCCUGGCAGCAAAACUCGCCUGCUGGAUAAAGAUGAGCUCUCCAUGGAGGCGCAGGGAACGGAAGCGGCCCCCGCACCCGCGCCGGAGCCUGAGCCUCAGCAGAAGGACGACGAAGUGGGAGGUCAUGGGGAUAUCUUCAGUUGUUGUAAGAAUGGUAACCUAAGCGGGUUACCUCCAUCUUUUUUUGGGAUCCAUAUCUUGGGUGGAGUGGUGCUCUUCAUGACUGAUGGCAUUGUGGGUGCAUAUGCAGGUUUUGUGUACACCUAUGCAGUGGCUACACCCAUGUCACUCUCACCUAAAGAUGCAGGAUACCUGGCCAGUCUAUUCUGGGCGGCCAUCACAGCAGGCAGACUGGUGUCCAUUCCACUGGCCUACCGCUUCAAACCUGUGCGGCUUCUCAUGGUUAACCUGGCAGGUGUGAUUGUCACAGUGCUGCUGCUGCUCCUCCUGUAUACCAGCAGUACCUUCCUGUUCGUGGGCACCUGUUUACUGGGCUUGUUCCUGAGCAGCAUCUUCCCCUGCAUGCUGGCAUACACUGAGGACAUCCUGGAGUAUCAAGGUUGUGCAACCACAGUUCUGGUAACGAGUGCUGGACUCGGCGAAAUGGUUCUUCAGGUGGUGGUUGGAUCGAUUAUUCACGACGCGGGCAGCUACAGCUUCUUAUUGUGUGGAAUGAUAAUCGGAUGCAUCGGCUUCAUAGUCUUCUUUGGCCUGCUUCUUUGCGAUCGCCUGCACAGCAACUACUUAACUGGAACAUCCAAAAAGACUGCAAUGGUAGAGGAGCCUUCAACAGAAGAUAAUAACAGCAAAAUGACCACUCCUAACCAUAGCUGAAGGAGCAAAAUACUUAGCAACUGUAAAACAUUGCUUAAUGCUACUGGAUAUAUUUUUCUUAUCAGAUUUUGUUUUUAAAUAGAUUGUCUGUCCACAAAUUCUAUGCAUGAAUAACUUAAGUUAUAUUCCUUAGAUUUUUUUUUUGUGUGUAUUAUUGUUUUUUUGUUGUUGAAGGCAUCAUUUUAACUAAAUGUCCAUUAAAAUAUCCAUUACAAUGUCAACACAGCUACUGUCAAAUCAUUGUGACAACAACAAUGUGACACUUACGGAAUUAGCCUGUGCAGUUGAACUGAACUACUUCACUGCAGCCCAUCCACUGGUGAGACAUGGGGUCACUAAAAUUGUGGAGCUGCUGUAAGUAUGGGUUACAAAGACCUUCUGUUACAGGCCUUUAGAGGCACUGCAUCCUUGGACCACUAAAUAGGGGAGGGAGAAU